This is a messenger RNA of Nicotiana tabacum (common tobacco), 1509 nucleotides long. Lineage: Eukaryota; Viridiplantae; Streptophyta; Magnoliopsida; Solanales; Solanaceae. The record is from RefSeq and is a predicted model, not a curated record.
AUGGUGCGUAAUAUCCCGCACACAGAGAAGCCGUUCAUUGGAGGAGGUUUCAAUGGCCAUAUUGGGGAUAGUGCUAGGGGUUAUGAUGAUGUGCAUGGCGGGUUCGAUUUUGGGGAUAGGAAUGAGGGAGGUAAUUUACUGUUGGAUUUUGCUAGAGCUUUUGAUUUGGUUAUAGCUAACUCGAGUUUUCCGAAGAGGGAAGAGCAUCUGGUCACUUUCCGGAAUACAAUGGGCAAGACUCAAAUUGAUUAUCUUCUCUGCAGGAAAUAUGAUAAAGGUCUAUGCACUGAUUGCAAGGUAGCUUCUAGAGAGGUCUUAGGAGUCACGAAGGGCUCUCCCGGGGGUCAUAGAGGGGAUUGGUGGUGGAAUGGAGAGGGCCAAGGUAAAGUGGAAGCUAAAAAAAGUUGCUUAUUUGAAGCUAGUAGAGAGUACAAACGAGGAGGAAAAAAGGACUUAUCGGGAGUGUUACAGAAAGGAAAAGAAAGAGGAAAGGUAGCAAUUACGACGGCUAAAAAUGUGGCGUUUGCUCGUUUGUACGAGGAGCUCGGGGGCAAAGGCGGGGACAAGAAGUUGUACCGGUUGGCCAAUGUGAGGGAGACGAAGGCCCGUGACUUAGACCAAGUCAAGUGCAUCAAGGAUGAGGAUGGCAAAGUAUUGAUGGAUGAGGCACUUAUUAGAAGAAGAUGGCAGACAUACUUCCAUAAACUGUUGAACGAGGAGAGGGAUAGACGCAUUGUGCUGGGUGAGUUAGAGCACUCUGAGAGUCAACAAGAUUUUGGGUACUGUAGGCGGAUUAAAGUAGAGGAGGUGGAAAGGGCGAUGCGUAAGAUGUGCAGGGGCAGAGCAACGGGGUCAAACAAAAUCCCGGUGAAAUUCUGGAAGAGCGCGGGGCGAUUAAGUUUGGAGUGGCUACUGGGCUGUUUGGGAGAGGGUGGUAGAGGCCAAGUAAGGAGGUGUGUGUCUAUUUUCGAGAAUCAGUUUGGAUUCAUGUCGGAGCAUUCAACUAUGAAAGCAAUUCAUCUAGUUAGGAGAUUAGUAGAGAAGUAUAGGAAGAGGAAGAAGGACUUGCAUAUGGUGUUUAUUGACCUUGAGAAAGCGUAUGAUAAAGUCCCGAGGGAGGUCCUGUGGAGGUGCUUGGAGGCUAGUGGAAUUCCGGUAGCGUACAUUAGGAUGAUUAAGGAUAUGUAUGAUGAUGCUAAGACUCGGGUGAGGAUUGUGGGUGGUGACUCGGAGCAUUUCCCUGUGGUGAUGGGGUUGCACCAGGGAUCGGCUCUUAGCCCGUUUUUAUUUGCCUUAGCGAUGGAUGUACUGUCGCGAUACAUCCAAGGGGAGGUGACCUGUUGCAUGCUAUUUGCCGAUAAUAUAGUGUUGAUUGACGAGAUGCGAAGCAAAGUUAAUGCGAGGUUGGAGGACUUCAUGGGCUGCAAGUUUGGACACAUUUUAGGUGCUAAAUUGGUCCAACAGUGGUCUGAUUUGGACCUUCUUCAGAGGAUGUUUCUUGGGAUCUAA